CUCCGCAAUUGUAUUCGAAAGGAUCCAUUUUCUAAGAAAUACGCGUCUAAAAUGUCCUAUUAUCAUAGCAACAAAAAUUUAUAUUCGAAAACGUUACCAAUACCGAACGGUUUCGUUAGUCAUUUUGAUGAAAAAAAGAAAAAUAAAAUAGUAUUUUUAGAUGUAACUCCAAUAAGGACGCCCAAUUAUAAAUCUUCAAAGAACGCGAUUUUACCUUUAAGAAAUAAUUUGAUCGAAACAAAAAUAUAUAAGGACAUAAUUUAUGAGAAUAUCGGUCCCGUUUUUAAUUUACUCAGACUCAUGGGUGUUUUGCCAUUAACAAGAAAGUCUCCUGGAUUAAACCAGUUCACAGUAAAAUCAAUAUCCAUGGUUUAUUCUGCUGUAUUAUAUCUUUUACUCAUCAGCUACAUUUUGUAUCUGUCUUUGCAUAAAGUUCAAAUUUUACGAACUGCAGAAGGAAAGUUUGAGGAAGCUGUCAUCGAGUAUCUAUUCACGGUGUAUUUAUUUCCGAUGAUUGUUGUCCCCAUAAUGUGGUAUGAAACGAGAAAAAUUGCUGGAGUUCUCAAUGGAUGGGUCGAUUUCGAGGUAACCUAUAAAAAAUUAUCCGGUCAUGUGCUGCCUGUACAUUUGUAUAGAAAAUCUCUUGCUAUUGCGAUUAUAAUACCUAUUCUAUCGACCACCUCGGUUAUAAUAACCCAUGUUACGAUGGUUGACUUCAAGCUGGUGCAAAUCAUACCAUAUGUAUUUUUGGAGAUAUUGACGUAUAUCCUGGGAGGUUACUGGUACCUACUCUGUGAGACAUUGAGUAUUUGCGCUAAAAUAUUAGCUGACGAUUUUCAACUGGCUCUCCGGCACAUUGGUCCGGCGGGAAAAGUCGCCGAAUACCGUGCCCUAUGGCUGCGUCUGAGCAAACUAGCACGUGACACUGGCAUAGCCAACUGCUACACUUUCACCUUUGUCAACCUCUAUUUGUUCUUGAUCAUUACUUUAUCAAUCUAUGGUCUUCUGAGCCAGAUUUCCGAUGGUUUCGGCAUCAAAGACAUUGGAUUAGCUGUAACGGCAACUUGCAGUAUAUUUCUACUCUUCUUUAUAUGUGAUGAAGCACAUUAUGCUUCACAGAAUGUACGUACAAAUUUCCAAAAGAAAUUGCUAAUGGUCGAACUCUCCUGGAUGAAUACAGACGCGCAAACCGAAGUUAAUAUGUUUCUACGAGCCACUGAAAUGAAUCCCUCAGAAAUAAGUCUCGGCGGAUUUUUCGAUGUAAAUAGGAACCUAUUCAAAUCGCUUUUAGCGACAAUGGUUACAUAUUUAGUCGUACUUCUACAAUUUCAAAUAAGUAUUCCUGAUGAUAACCAAGGUGAAAUGGAUUACGGGGGAAGAUCUUUUAUCAACGAUACCAUACCAUUUGAGUCGUCCAGUGUUCCUACUACAAUUACAACAAUUUUAACAACGCUGGCGAAGAAAAAAAAGAAACAAUAA
This is a messenger RNA of Papilio xuthus (Asian swallowtail), 1479 nucleotides long. RefSeq names its product Gustatory receptor 63a (gene Gr63a). Gene Ontology annotation, biological process: sensory perception of taste. Lineage: Eukaryota; Metazoa; Arthropoda; Insecta; Lepidoptera; Papilionidae. The coding region runs from base 52 to 1479 and encodes 475 amino acids. The record is from RefSeq and is a predicted model, not a curated record. Gene Ontology annotation, cellular component: dendrite; axon; neuronal cell body. The transcript is spliced from 5 exons.